Molecule: messenger RNA, 2784 nt
Organism: Dromiciops gliroides (monito del monte)
Lineage: Eukaryota; Metazoa; Chordata; Mammalia; Microbiotheria; Microbiotheriidae
Gene: VPS35
Product: VPS35 retromer complex component
Exons: 17
Coding region: 129-2519 (796 amino acids)
Biological process (GO): intracellular protein transport; retrograde transport, endosome to Golgi
Cellular component (GO): retromer, cargo-selective complex; retromer complex; late endosome
Source: RefSeq, a predicted model, not a curated record
CUGAGGGUGUGGAGGGGUGGAGCGCGUGGAAGUGGAAAGGCGGGGCCUCGCGGGGCCGCAGCGUCACAUGACGGCGCGGGGCUCGACGCGGGGCUGGUGCUGCUUGCCGCAGGCUCCGGGCAGUCGCCAUGCCUACAACACAGCAGUCACCGCAGGAUGAGCAGGAAAAGCUCUUAGAUGAAGCUAUUCAGGCUGUGAAGGUUCAGUCAUUCCAGAUGAAACGAUGCCUGGACAAAAACAAGCUUAUGGAUGCUUUGAAACAUGCCUCUAACAUGCUUGGUGAACUUCGAACAUCUAUGUUAUCACCAAAGAGCUACUAUGAACUUUAUAUGGCUAUUUCUGAUGAACUGCACUAUUUGGAGGUCUACUUGACAGAUGAAUUUGCUAAAGGAAGGAAAGUGGCAGAUCUCUAUGAACUUGUACAAUACGCUGGAAAUAUUAUCCCAAGACUCUAUCUACUUAUUACAGUGGGAGUUGUUUAUGUCAAGUCAUUUCCUCAGUCCAGAAAAGAUAUUUUGAAAGAUUUGGUAGAGAUGUGCCGUGGUGUACAACAUCCCUUAAGAGGUCUAUUUCUUCGAAAUUACCUUCUUCAAUGUACCAGAAACAUUUUGCCAGAUGAAGGCGAGCCAACAGAUGAAGAAACAACUGGAGACAUCAGUGAUUCUAUGGAUUUUGUACUACUAAACUUUGCAGAAAUGAACAAACUCUGGGUGCGAAUGCAGCAUCAAGGACAUAGCCGGGAUAGAGAGAAACGAGAACGGGAAAGACAGGAACUUAGAAUUCUAGUGGGAACAAAUUUGGUCCGCCUCAGUCAGUUGGAAGGUGUGAACGUGGAACGAUACAAACAGAUUGUUUUGACUGGUAUCUUGGAACAAGUUGUGAAUUGCAGGGAUGCCUUGGCUCAAGAGUAUCUCAUGGAGUGUAUCAUUCAGGUCUUUCCUGAUGAAUUUCAUCUACAGACCCUGAAUCCUUUUCUUCGAGCCUGUGCUGAGUUACACCAAAAUGUAAAUGUGAAAAACAUAAUCAUUGCUUUAAUUGAUAGAUUAGCUUUAUUUGCUCACCGUGAAGAUGGACCUGGAAUCCCAGCAGAUAUUAAACUUUUUGACAUAUUUUCACAGCAAGUGGCUACUGUAAUACAGUCCAGACAAGACAUGCCUUCAGAAGAUGUGGUGUCUUUACAAGUGUCUCUCAUUAACCUUGCUAUGAAGUGCUAUCCAGAUCGUGUGGAUUAUGUUGAUAAAGUGUUAGAAACAACGGUGGAAAUAUUUAAUAAGCUAAAUCUAGAACAUAUUGCAACCAGCAGUGCAGUUUCAAAGGAGCUUACAAGGCUGUUGAAGAUACCUGUUGACACCUAUAACAACAUUUUAACAGUUUUGAAGUUAAAACAUUUUCAUCCCCUUUUUGAGUAUUUUGACUACGAGUCCAGAAAGAGUAUGAGUUGUUAUGUACUUAGUAAUGUCCUGGAUUAUAACACCGAAAUUGUCUCACAAGACCAGGUGGAUGCAAUCAUGAAUCUAGUAUCAACGUUGAUUCAAGACCAACCAGAUCAACCUGUGGAAGACCCGGACCCUGAGGAUUUUGCUGAUGAGCAGAGCCUUGUGGGAAGAUUCAUUCAUCUUCUGCGGUCAGAUGACCCUGAUCAGCAAUUCUUGAUUUUAAACACAGCACGGAAACAUUUUGGAGCCGGUGGGAACCAACGCAUUCGCUUUACGCUCCCUCCCUUGGUAUUUGCAGCCUAUCAACUGGCUUUUCGCUACAAAGAAAAUUCCAAAGUGGAUGAUAAGUGGGAGAAGAAGUGCCAGAAGAUUUUUUCAUUUGCACAUCAGACUAUCAGUGCUUUAAUCAAAGCAGAAUUGGCAGAGCUGCCUCUACGCCUUUUCCUUCAAGGGGCUCUAGCUGCUGGGGAAAUUGGUUUUGAAAAUCAUGAAACAGUGGCAUAUGAGUUUAUGUCCCAGGCAUUUUCUCUGUAUGAAGAUGAAAUCAGUGAUUCUAAAGCCCAGCUGGCUGCUAUCACCUUGAUCAUCGGGACAUUUGAGAGGAUGAAGUGCUUCAGUGAAGAGAACCAUGAGCCCUUAAGGACUCAGUGCGCCUUGGCAGCUUCCAAACUGCUUAAGAAGCCAGACCAGGGCCGGGCUGUGAGCACAUGUGCCCAUCUCUUUUGGUCUGGCAGAAACACAGACAAGAAUGGGGAGGAGCUUCAUGGAGGCAAGAGAGUAAUGGAAUGCCUAAAGAAGGCUCUGAAGAUAGCAAAUCAGUGCAUGGAUCCCUCGCUACAAGUUCAGCUUUUUAUAGAAAUUCUGAACAGAUAUAUCUAUUUUUAUGAAAAGGAAAAUGAUGCGGUGACAAUUCAGGUUUUGAAUCAACUUAUCCAGAAGAUAAGAGAAGACCUUCCAAAUCUUGAGUCCAGUGAAGAAACAGAACAGAUUAACAAACAUUUUCACAACACCCUGGAGCAUUUGCGCUUGAGGAGGGAAUCACCAGAGUCUGAGGGCCCAAUUUAUGAAGGUCUUGUCCUUUAAAGAGAAGAAACACAGACACACUGUACUUUUUUUUCAUUUACAUACAGUAUGUUUUUUUAUUAUGCUAGAUUAUUUCCCUCCCCAUAGAUUGUGCCUUUCAGAAAUGCCAAGUUAGGUUAUCUUUCUCUUAUCUGUGAUAUAUUUUAUUCAGCACCUCCAGACACUCACCUUCAGGACCUUAACAAAUUAAUUCAAUUCACAGGUAUUCAAGUUGGGUCAUCAAAUGUCUGUCUGAUCAUCAGAAAUAGCAUGAUUGAAUUGUUUU